AUGUGGAUCCAUGAAUGGUGUCAUAUUAGUCGAGAUUUUACGCAGUUUUUCAUGGGUGUUGCUCAGAUAUGUCCUAAAUUGUUAUCAACGAUUGGUAUGCUAAUGGUACCAUUUCUGGUAAACUGGCUGGCUCCACGAAAUACUGUCCAGGAAUGGCGUCUGGUCGUGCUCAUAAGCUGUUGCCCACGUCGUAGCCGAUAUUAUGUUAUGCACGCUAUACAGUGA
Molecule: messenger RNA, 225 nt
Organism: Brugia malayi
Lineage: Eukaryota; Metazoa; Nematoda; Chromadorea; Rhabditida; Onchocercidae
Exons: 2
Coding region: 1-225 (74 amino acids)
Source: RefSeq, a predicted model, not a curated record